CACCACCGCCAAGAUGCUGCUGUUGCUGCUGGGGAUCAUCGUGCUCCAUGUCACCGUGCUGGUGCUCCUGUUCGUCUCCACCAUCGUUAGUCAAUGGCUGGUGAACGGUGAGCACACAGCAGACCUCUGGCAGAACUGCACCUCUGGAUCUGUCUUCCACUGCCUGGCAUCAUCCACCAAUGAAUGGCUGCAGUCUGUCCAAGCAAUGAUGAUCCUCUCCAUCAUCUUCAGCGUGUUGUCCCUGUUCCUGUUCUUCUGCCAGCUGUUCACACUCACCAAGGGCGGGAGGUUCUACGUCACUGGAGUCUUCCAGAUCCUUGCUGGGCUCUGCGUGAUGAGCGGCGCUGCCAUCUUCACAGUGAGGCACACGGACUGGCACCAAGCCUCAGAACACACCUCCUACGGCUUCGCCUACAUCCUGGCAUGGUUGGCCCCCCUGGCCCUGGCCAGCGGCAUCAUCUACGUCAUCCUACGGAAACGCGAGUGAUGCUGCAUGAGGUGACCUGACCUGCCCAGGCCACUCCUGACAUCCACGGAGGAGACAGAGGCAAAGAGACGAGAAAACGGAAAUUAACCAAAAAA
This is a messenger RNA of Acanthisitta chloris (rifleman), 582 nucleotides long. RefSeq names its product peripheral myelin protein 22-like. Gene Ontology annotation, cellular component: plasma membrane. NCBI's taxonomy places the organism in Eukaryota, Metazoa, Chordata, Aves, Passeriformes, Acanthisittidae. The record is from RefSeq and is a predicted model, not a curated record.